Molecule: messenger RNA, 835 nt
Organism: Geodia barretti
Lineage: Eukaryota; Metazoa; Porifera; Demospongiae; Tetractinellida; Geodiidae
Source: the annotation of a GenBank genome assembly
ACGCAAUGACAGUUAGCAGCAUGUGUGGACGCAUUCCCUAUUCUCUGUGCAGGAGCAUGGCCGCAAGAGUGAAUCACCCUGCCGUCGUCCAGCGAACAACCACAGACACGCCAUCGAACUUUAAAACCCCAAACGAGCGUCUACUGGAGCGACUGCGAGAGCAGAACCGGUUGAACCGCCACCACUGUCGAGGGUUGCACACCCACCUCGCUAUGCAGCAUGGCGAGUAUGAGUGGCAGGACCCAAGGUCUCCGGAUGAAAUUGUGAAUGUGGUGUACAUAGACAGACGCGGAGAGCGGCAGGAGAUACGCGGGAAAGAGGGAGACAAUGUCCUCUACUUGGCACACAGACAUGGCAUCGAAAUGGAGGGUGCAUGUGAGGCCUCCCUUGCCUGCACCACUUGUCACGUCUACGUCCACCCUCACCACUAUGACGUCCUACCAGAGCCUCUUGAAGAGUAAGCCCAACAUAAGUACAGUAUGUAGUGUGUUUUUGUGCUCAAUAAUGUCAUUGUGCAUGGGUGGUUUAUGCCAUCAUCAGUAUGAGGCCUAAAAGCGGUUGGGAAAAUAACUGAAAGGUUGCUAUGCUAUUGAAUCUGGUAUACAAGCAUAUUACGGUAACUGCUCUAUGAGAUGUUUACACACACUUUCCAGGUUGACAGAUAUGAUGGAAAAAUCGCUCAAUUGAGACGAAUCAUUUACAAGUUCACUCCAUUUCUGGAGUUCAGAAUCUGGCACACUUGUGUAUUAGAAACUGGGGAGUAACCCCACCCUGUCCAUUAUUGGUUGAGAGUUGCAGGUGUCCCUGAAAUAUGCAAAAUGAGCAUAAAUGCACC